CUUUCCUUAAGUCGACUGGUAACUUUCUGCUGCCAGGGACUCACCUAUCAGUGUUAGACUCAGUGAAGACGCCGGAUCACCUUUAGCCUGAUCACAGCUUAAAACUGCUGAGCUCAAAUGAUGUACUGACCUCAGUUUCCCCGUAGCAGGAUUUGGCGGAGGGUGCCACUGGGCCUGGCCAAAUGGAACCACAUAUCUGACUGUGCCACUCUCUUGCUCAAAAAUCUUUAGUAUUCUCCUAUUGUAAUCCCAGUAUGUGACAUUUAAAAGCCUUUCCAGUCUGGUUCCUACCUAUUUUUCUAGACAAAUUUCACAUUAUUCCUCCUAAUUCGCUCUGUGUUCCACACAAAUGGAUUACAUGCUGUUCCUCAUACAUAACAUUCAUUACCCACCUCGGUGCCGAAGACUCUGUGUAGGAGGCAGCACCUGAGCUGGCCUUGGGCGGAAGGGAGGGGGAUUCUAUGAGCUGGAAGUAAGAGGGGACAAAUUUCAGAUCUGGGAGACCGCGGGAGUGAAGACAUGGAGGAGGAGUAUGGACUGUUAUGGACCGGGAACAGUGAAUAAGCCAAUGUGACUGGAAUCGAGAGUGUGAAAUAUAGAAGCAGAAAAUCCAACUAGAAAGGUAGCUGGGAGCCAUGUCAUGGAGGGCUUUUGGAACCAGCCUUAGAACUCUGCUGUCUUUUCUCUUAGAGGCAAUCGAGUGACAUUGUCAGAUCUGUGUUUUAGGAUCGGUGAGUUGGUGGCUAUAUGGAGGCUGAAUUGGGAAGAAGAGAGACUGGAGGCCCAGAGACCAAUUAGAAGGCCGAUAUCACAACAGGGUAGCCGAGAAGGGGUAAGGGCUGUGAGAGUGGGUAGACUGGGUGGUUAGAAGGUGACAUGUUGGAGAGAUGAUGUGAAGUGAAUGAGAAAACUGGACAGGGGAACACAUGUGUCAGGUGAGUUAGAGUAAGGGGACAAGGGUGACGUUAGCUUUUGGGGUAAAGAUAAUGAGUUCUGUUUGGAUAUAGUGAGUUUAAGAUGCCUGCGGAUCAUCCGGUUCAAGGUGUCCAAAAGCCUUUGGUGUUGUGAAUUUGGAACUCAGGAGAAAGACUAAGAGUGGAUUUAUAAAUCUGGGAACCAUUUGUGUAGAGUUGAUAAUCGAACAGGUCAGAGUGCUGGGGGGCACUCAUGAUUAGUAAGCAUGACAUUAGUAAAGAUCCAGCAAAGCGAGAGGGAGCAACCGGACUGGAAAUGUGGACAUAGAAUGGGUAACUGAUUGGAUCUGGGCAUUGAGGGAGAGGGAAGAGUCAAGGGUGACUUUGAGGCUCCAAAGUGAGUCGUGAUUUGGGGUAGUAAUGGUGCUAUGGAAGAAUAAGACAAAUUCCAUUUUGGAUGUCUUCUGUUUGAGAUGCCUCUGAGACAAUCGGUGAAGAUGUCCGGCAAACAUUUGGUGAUGUGGGACUGGAGUUUGGGAGAGAAAUUGGGCCCGAAUAUAAACAUUUGAGUGCUAAGAUCAGCAAGGGAGAGAAGAGAGGGGAUGUAGAAAAAAAGAACAGAAAAGAGAAAGACUUGAGAAAUUCUGGCCCUUAGUGGAUUAGAGGAGGAUCACCCGAUAAAGGAGAUCCAGGAAGAAUGGAGUCUCUGAAGCCUGGGGAGUAGCAUGGAUUUAUUUGUGUUCUUUAGGUAUAUAUUUAGGUACAUAUCAGUCUUUGCUGAUUAAUUAAGGUUUAUUGAUCACUAGUUUGAUAGCAUUUUAUCUCUGGUAGAGGAAGACUCAGUGAAUAAAAUUUAUCAUCCAGUAUUCUUUGAUUAUUGUUUGUGCCUGGGAAAAGCCUAGCUCAUUGGCCAACGCAGCCAUAAGCCGACCUUUGGCUCACUGGUCGGCUCACCAGUUAUGUGAGUUGUAGAUCCAGGGCCUUUUUAGAUGAAAUCAACUCUUCCAAAAUGGUAGUCUUAUGAACCCAGUCCCGUUAAGGGACAAGGCAUAGUAGGUAUCAAGGACAAGUCAUAUGGCUUAGUGGUUUGAAUCUAUAGCUAAGAGCUGAGCAAACGAUUCUUGAAAUGUUAGAUUGUUGGUCACGUGUGAGGCCCUUUUUGUUUAGAGUGGUCCAACUAGCCCCUGUUUUCUCUAAAGAUACUAAGAGGCGGAUUGCUCAAAUCUCUAGUAGGGAUGAUUCUAGGAGAGCUUUGGGCUUGUCGCUGUCACUUGAAUCAUAAGCUGGGUAGUGGAGUAGUCUUAGAACGACUCCUCUCGAGGCUCUCGGGACAGAGUUCAGAAGGUGACGGUUUGAGUGGCAAGCAGAAAGGACACCUCUCUGUGAAGUAGGGAAUUGGCCUCCCUGGCCUCCUUAGGGAGUCAUCCACUCGACUGGGGAAAGCAACCUGGUGAAAGGGUCUGGUAUUGUGGGCCUGAUCUUUGAUAUGAGUCCUUGUCCUCCUUCAGGCAGCUCUGCUUGUUUGGACACUUUUUAAGCAAAAAAGAGCUGAGGAUAAAUUGAAGUUGAGUCAUGUCGGAGGCGGUUGAUCUCUCCUUUCUCUCUGAGACAGAGAGGGACUUGAUCUUGAAAGUUCUCCAGCGAGACGAGGAGCUCCGAAAAGCCGAAGAGAAGCGGAUCAGGAGACUAAAGAAUGAGCUGCUGGAGAUCCGGAGGAAAGGGGCCAAGCGGGGCAGCCAGCGGUAUGGUGAGCGGACUUGUGCCCGGUGCCAGCAGAGCCUGGGGAGAGUAUACCCCAAGAGCAGCACUUGCCGAGGCUGUAAUCACCUGGUGUGUCGGGACUGCCGCACCCCUGGCGCCCAUGGCACCUGGAGGUGCAAGGUGUGCGUCAAGGAAGCAGAGCUGAAGAAGACAACUGGUGACUGGUUUUACGACCAGAAAGUGAAUCGCUUUGCUAAUCAUCUGGCCAGUGACUUAGUGAGAAUGUCACUGCGCAAGAAGCCAACAGCUAGUAAAAGGGACACAGUGGGACAGUCUCUUCUCCAGCAGUCCCACCUAAGUGAGGCCCGGACUGGGAUGAAGAGCACCCAGGAGCCACUAAAGGAGUUCAGCUUGUCAUUUGCUGCUUCAGAGCCCAGAGAUGGAAAGGAUUCUCUGGAGCCCGAGAGCACGAGCACGGACAAUAGCCAAGUGGAUGCCGUAGGCGACACUUGGAGAAACCCUCUGGAGAAAAUUGGAACCUUGCGAGAAAGCAAGAAAAGCUCUGAGGGCCCAGAGUGCAGCACUUCUGUGGCCGUUGCCGGCAAGGCCGAAGCUGGCAAGGCCGAAGCGGAUGAUGAGGUCCAGCCUUCGGGGCAGACUUUGGGGUUUGCGGAAGAGACUGAAAUGAUAUUCAAGAAGAAUCCCAGGAGAGCCCUGAGGCCUUCAGAGUAUACUAAGUCUGUCAUGGAUCUUCGCCCAGGAGAAUUAAGCCCUGGUAAUGGCUCCUUGGGAGACAGAAGCAGGUCUGUCCCGGGCCUCAUUGCAGACAUGGAGGAGGAAGAGGAGGAGGAGGAAGAAGACAUCGAUAGCCUGGUAGAGAUCCAUCGGCAGAAAACAGCAAGAAACAGUCUGCGUAGUGGCUCUUCCUUGAACACACUUGGCAGCAUGGUGAGCAUCUACAGUGAAGCUGGUGAAGUCAGUAACAUCUUGAUAACGGGGGAGAUUGCUGUCUCCUUGAAGUAUGAGCAAUCCUCCCAGACCCUGCUGGUCCGUGUAAAGGAGUGCCGCCAGCUGGCAUUUGCCGAUGACAUCAAGAAGCGCUCAAACCCGUAUGUGAAGACUUACCUCUUGCCUGAUAAAUCCCGACAGGGGAAGCGUAAAACCAGUGUCAAACAAGGCACUAUCAACCCAGUGUUUGAUGAGGUUUUCCAAUAUGAGAUCCCCAAAUCCCUACUGUCUCAGAGGAUUUUACAGUUUUCUGUCUGGCACCAUGGCCGCUUGGGCCGCAACACUUUCCUGGGAGAGGCUGAAGUCAACAUGAACUCCUGGAAACUUGACAAGCCUUUUGAUCAGUGGCUCCCCUUGCAUGGAAAGAUCAGUGCUGAGACCCUGGCUAGCAUCCUGCCACAGAAGGGCGAGUUGGUGGUUUCACUGAAGUACAUCCCGGCCUCCAAACUGCUUGUUGCUGGAGACCACAAAAAAGGCAAAGGUGGAAAUGGAGGAGAGCUCCAGGUAUGGAUCAAAGAAGCCAAAAACCUGACUGCUGCCAAAUCUGGAGGCACCUCAGACAGCUUUGUCAAAGGAUACCUCCUUCCCAUGAGGAACAAGGCCAGCAAACGCAAAACUCCGGUAGUGAAGAAGAGCUUGAACCCUCACUACAAUCACACCUUUGUUUACUAUGGAGUGAAGCCUGAGGACCUGCAGCAUGUGUGCCUGGAGCUGACCGUGUGGGACCGGGAGCCCUUGGCCAGCAAUGAUUUCCUGGGAGGGAUCAGGCUGGGUGUGGGUACCGGCAUCAGCAAUGGGGAGAUGGUUGAGUGGAUGGACUCUGCUGGUGAAGAAGUGAAUCUGUGGCAGAAGAUGCGUCAGUACCCGGGCUCCUGGGCAGAAGGGACCCUGCCGCUGCGUCCCACCAUGGCCAGGCAGAAGCUGGGAUCCUGAGCUGUCGCUGGCCCUGGAGCUGCAGGACCACCAGGCGGGCCAAGCUAUGGGAAGCGGGGCCGGUAUUCGUACUGCCUCGCUCCCUAUGCAGACGCACACUCGUGCAUGUGUGUAUGUGUGUGUGUGUGUGU
Messenger RNA from Antechinus flavipes (yellow-footed antechinus), 4687 nucleotides. RefSeq names its product synaptotagmin like 4 (gene SYTL4). Lineage: Eukaryota; Metazoa; Chordata; Mammalia; Dasyuromorphia; Dasyuridae. Gene Ontology annotation, biological process: intracellular protein transport; exocytosis. The record is from RefSeq and is a predicted model, not a curated record. Gene Ontology annotation, cellular component: plasma membrane; exocytic vesicle. The coding region runs from base 2487 to 4556 and encodes 689 amino acids. The transcript has 16 exons. Gene Ontology annotation, molecular function: small GTPase binding; neurexin family protein binding.